AAAUAUCACUCUCUCUUCAUCAGUCUCCCUUCAACUCUCUAUCAGCAUUUUUUUUCUUCUCUGCAACUUCUUUAUCUUAAAGCAGACGAAACAAUUUAUAUUUUAUUUUUUGAUUACAGCUCGACUCGCUUGAAGAAUCGGACCGGAGAAAAUAAUGUCACUCAGUGUUGAACCAGACGCUAUGUGAUUUCAUAUCACUGACUCAUUCUUCUUCUUCUUCGUCUACUUCUGUAAUUUUUUUGGUUUUUUCCACAUUUUUUCUGAUAUCCGAGUCGCUAACUCGUGACUCAGUGAGUCAACUCGACUCAGCUACUUUUUUUUGUUUUUACUGAAAGAAAGGUAGUUAGUUAUAUGGCAUCAUCAUCUUAUCGAGCACGUAGUAGCUCACCAUUUUCGUAUAGGAAACCGUCAAGUCCAUACUCUUCAACAUCUUCGACUUCGUCUAAUUUCAACAAUAAUAAUACUAAACUAAUACCUCGCUCUUGCUCUUCUUCUGCUUCCUCUUCGUAUUUCAACUCGUCCGGUUUCGCUGCGCCCCGAUCCAUGACUCCGAACCGGUCUCGCUCCGAGUCAAUGUAUCCUCCGAGAAGCUACAAUAAUCGUACUCCGGUAGGAUAUGGAGGCGAUGAGUUAAUCGCCGCAGCUGAGCCGAUUGACGCGCCGAUUAAUGGAGAUAGUAUAUCUGUCACCAUUCGUUUUAGACCGCUGAGUGAUAGAGAGUACCAGAGAGGGGAUGAAAUAGCGUGGUAUGCGGAUGGAGAUAAACUCGUUAGGAAUGAGUAUAAUCCAGCUACAGCUUAUGCAUUUGAUAAAGUUUUUGGACCACAUUCUGUUUCUAAUGAGGUAUAUGAAGUUGCUGCUAAACCAGUUGUCAAGGCUGCUAUGGAAGGUGUUAAUGGAACCGUUUUUGCUUAUGGUGUUACUAGCAGUGGAAAGACGCACACUAUGCAUGGAGAUCAAAAUUCUCCUGGUAUUAUACCAUUAGCUAUAAAGGAUGUAUUCAGCAUUAUACAAGAAACUCCAGGAAGCGAGUUCUUACUGCGUGUUUCUUAUCUUGAAAUCUACAAUGAGGUGAUAAACGACUUGCUUGAUCCAACCGGUCAAAAUUUGCGUGUUAGAGAAGAUGCACAGGGUACUUAUGUUGAGGGUAUAAAGGAAGAAGUGGUUUUGUCUCCUGGGCAUGCACUUUCUUUCAUCGCUGCUGGAGAAGAGCAUCGUCAUGUUGGUUCAAAUAACUUUAAUUUAUUCAGCAGCAGAAGUCACACCAUCUUUACACUGAUGAUAGAAAGCAGUGCUCAUGGCGACGAGUAUGACGGUGUUGUCUUCUCGCAACUUAAUUUGAUCGACUUAGCUGGAUCUGAGAGUUCAAAAACCGAAACAACUGGAGUAAGGAGAAAGGAGGGAGCUUACAUAAACAAAAGUCUUCUAACUCUUGGAACGGUUAUUGGAAAGCUAAGUGAAGGGAAGGCAUCUCAUGUUCCUUAUCGAGACUCAAAACUUACCCGCCUUCUGCAGUCGUCAUUGAGUGGGCAUGGACAUGUUUCACUAAUUUGUACUGUUACUCCCGCAUCAAGUAAUUUUGAGGAAACUCAUAAUACUCUGAAGUUUGCUAGCAGGGCAAAAAGAGUUGAAAUAAAUGCCUCACGGAAUAAGAUCAUUGAUGAAAAAUCUUUGAUUAAGAAGUAUCAAAAAGAAAUCUCAACUCUCAAGCAGGAACUUGACCAAUUAAAGCAGGGGAUUGUAGUUGGUGUCAAUCAUGAAGAGAUUCUGAGCUUAAAGCAAAAGCUGGAAGAAGGUCAAGUGAAGAUGCAGUCAAGAUUGGAGGAAGAAGAAGAAGCCAAAGCUGCUCUAAUGAGUCGGAUACAGAGGUUAACUAAGCUCAUACUUGUCUCUACAAAGAAUGUAAUUCCUGGAUAUAUUAGCGAUGUUCCUAGUCAUCAACGGAGUUACUCUGUUGGUGAGGAUGAUAAACUGGAAGUUUUGAAAGAGGGUGUUUCACUUCUAGAAAGUGAGAGUCAGAAAGACUCUUUGUCUUCUGCUUCCGGGGUUCUAUCAGACGCAUCUCAUGAAUUUAAACACCGGAGAUCUUCUAGCAAGUGGAAUGAAGAUCUCUCCUCUGUUAGCAGUACAAUUACCGAGUCCACACAAGCUGGUGAACUUAUAUGUUCUUCAAAACUACCUGCAGGUGCAAUUACACAAGAUCAGAUGGACCUUCUUGUUGAGCAAGUAAAGAUGCUUGCUGGAGAGAUUGCAUUUAGUACAAGUACCCUCAAGCGUCUAGUGGAGCAGUCUGUGAAUAAUCCUGAUAGCUCAAAGACUCAGGUCCAAAAUUUGGAGCGUGAGAUCCAGGAAAAGAAGAGACAAAUGAGGGUUUUAGAGCAGCACAUUAUUGAGAGUGGCGAGGCUUCAAUUGCUAAUGCAUCAAUGGUUGACAUGCAGCAGACUGUUAUGAGAUUGAUGGCCCAGUGUAAUGAAAAGGCUUUUGAACUGGAGUUAAAGACAGCAGACAACCGUAUCCUCCAGGAACAACUACAUAAUAAGUGUUCUGCAAAUAUAGAAUUACAAGAAAAAGUAAAUCUCCUCGAGCAACAGCUGGCUUCAUCUUCUGGUGAUAAAUCAUCACUAAGUUUUGAACAUGAUGUCUCCGAGCAAUGCAUUGAUGAUUUGAAAAAGAAGAUCCAGUUACAGGAAAUUGAGAAUGAAAGGCUAAAGAUAGAACAGGUUCAGCUAUCAGAAGAGAAUAGCGGUUUACGUGUGCAAAAUCAGAAACUGGCCGAAGAAGCUUCUUAUGCGAAGGAAUUGGCCUCUGCUGCUGCAGUUGAGCUAAAGAACUUAGCUAGUGAAGUCACCAAACUCUCUUUACAAAAUGCAAAACAGGAAAAGGAAUUGUUGACAGUUCGGGAGUCUAUGCAUUCUAGGGGAGCUGGCUUAUAUUCUGUUAAUGGUGCUAACCGCAAAUAUAAUGAUAGUAUGCGACCAGGAAGGAGAGGCCGGCUUUCUGGUAGAACAAAUGAAUAUUCAGGAAUGCAUUCCGAUGACUUUGGCUCUUGGAGCCUUGAUCUAGAAGAUCUGAAGAUGGAGUUGCAGGCAAGGAAACAACGGGAGUCAGCUCUUGAAACGGCCUUAGCUGAAAAAGAGUUCAUAGAGGAGGAAUACAGGAGGAGAGCUGAAGAGGCAAAGAAAAGGGAGGAGGCUCUAGAAAAUGAUUUGGCAAACAUGUGGGUGCUUGUUGCUAAGUUAAAGAAGGAGGGUGGAGCUGUCCAUGAGAUGAAUAGUGAUGAGAGACUUAAUGAUAUAAUCAAUGUAAGUGAACCAAAGAUGAAUGGGGUUGAUCAAAAUACUGCCCUGAAAGAGACACUAAUGGUGGAUGCGUCAAAACCAUCUGAUGAAAAUCUGGAAGAGCCCCUAGUUGUUCGCUUGAAGGCGAGAAUGCAAGAGAUGAAAGAUAAAGAACUCAAAUACCUAGGCAAUGGAGAUACCAAUUCACAUAUAUGUAAGGUGUGCUUCGAAUCAUCAACUGCUGCAAUUCUUCUCCCAUGCCGACAUUUUUGUUUAUGUAAACCUUGUUCGCUAGCUUGCUCCGAGUGUCCCAUUUGUCGCACAACGAUUGUAGAUAGGCUUUUUGCUUUUGCGUCUUAAAACUGCAGUUUAUACCCUUAAAAAGGGUAUAGAAAUGAUAUCCGGUUUUCAAUAUUGAAGCAACGGCGGGUGUGAUUCUUUUAUUAGAUUGGUGCAUGUAAUUAUCAAAAAGGUAUAUCAAUGUAUUGAUUCGUUUUGGUUUUUUCCUGGGGGGCUGUAAAAUAAGAUUGGAAUUGACAGGUAAGAAAAUCAGUACAUGCAAAAGUACAUAUUUGAAAGGUUGCAAACUUGCAAUGCUUUGGAAAAAAACAGUAUAUACACUUUUCUAUCUUAGUAAAUGUAUAGAAAUGAUAUAUGCUUCCAAUCAGAAGCAUUUUUACCCCUGUAUACGAAGAAUUCAAGGUUCCUGGUUCCAAAUCUAUUUUCAUAUUCUCAA
This is a messenger RNA of Mercurialis annua (annual mercury), 4015 nucleotides long. RefSeq names its product kinesin-like protein KIN-7D, mitochondrial. Gene Ontology annotation, biological process: microtubule-based movement. The transcript is spliced from 25 exons. NCBI's taxonomy places the organism in Eukaryota, Viridiplantae, Streptophyta, Magnoliopsida, Malpighiales, Euphorbiaceae. Gene Ontology annotation, molecular function: ATP binding; microtubule motor activity; microtubule binding. The coding region runs from base 352 to 3639 and encodes 1095 amino acids. The record is from RefSeq and is a predicted model, not a curated record.